Messenger RNA from Cercocebus atys (sooty mangabey), 5772 nucleotides. RefSeq names its product zinc finger protein with KRAB and SCAN domains 8-like. NCBI's taxonomy places the organism in Eukaryota, Metazoa, Chordata, Mammalia, Primates, Cercopithecidae. The transcript has 6 exons. Bases 1865 to 2674 code for a protein of 269 amino acids. The record is from RefSeq and is a predicted model, not a curated record.
AAAAAAAAAAAAAAGAAUAUGGUGGGAGGAUCCCUUGAGCCCUUGCAGUGAGCUGUGAUUAUGCCACUGGGCGACAGAGGUCUCAAAAGUUCAACCCAAGUUAGAAAAUCAGUUUAAAUGUGUAAUACACCAAAGAAAUAACUGCUUGUUCUGUCAUAUUUAAAUAUUCAUAGUCUAGAAUGCUAAGUUUAGUGUUCCAAUCCAUUAUUCUGUAAAUGGAGGCUCAAAGAGGCCACUUGGUUAGGUUUCCUGGGGCUUUGCCCAUUCUCCCUAGUUAUGCUCUCAGAUGUGACCCUUGUAUAUUCUUAAUUCAUGCUCUGCCAUAAGAUGGAUUCAAACUUUGUGCCUCCACCUCUAAUGUUUUGUUUUACGAAUUACUCCUUUUAUCAGCUUUAUGUUCAAGCCAGUAUAUUUACUGACUACAGUGUUUUGAGUUAAAUUCUUUCAUAAAUAAUUGAAUAGCCGGAGAAAUUUUGCAGUAUCGCAGUCAUGUUUUGAAAAGAUUGCUCUUGGUUCUUGUCUCUAAUCUUUGAGAAAGCACACAGGAUAUAGUGUGUUGGCUUUCAGAUCACUAAUAAGACCAGAUUUCUGUGGCCCCGUUUGUCGGUUUAAGAGAUCCUGUAGGGCCCACACGAGAUAUUUCACCAGCUGUACUAUCUUUAAAUUCCAACAUACACGGGUGGUCCUGCCCUGGAUAAAACUCAGGAAGCAAAAACAACCGUCGGGAGAGGUGAGGUAGGAAGUCAUAGCAUUGCCGACGGUCCAGAGCAAAUCGCUCCCGGUCUAGACCCCGCCCGUACCACAGCCUGGACAGGUUGAGGUUUCAACCCCAGUCUGGCAAACUCGGGCACAGCCAGGCCCCGCCCAGAGAUUUCCGGGGCACGCCCCGGAAGUGCUGAGAGGGACUUCCUCCCUGCGGCGAGGCCUCGGAGCUGGCUGCUUCGCACAGGCAGAGAAAGGCUGAAGUGUUCUUGAAGACUCUUCAAUUACAGGAAAAGACGCUUGACUGCAUCUUUAGAGGAGUUGGUUUCGCUGGUUCCAAGGAUUCUGUUAAUGAGAAAACUCCACAGGCCAGCAUUCUGUAAGCUGACUCCAGCAGUCCAGUUGACAGUGGCUGAGGCCAGUUCCUGAUCAUCCUAUCUGAGGAACACCAGGUCUGGGAGAGGGAGCAGCACUGACCAGGGGAGGGAGGAAGGAUUUUCCUUGGGGAAGUGGCUAAGCUGGAUGAUUUCAAGGAAUUGAGUGAAUCCAGACAGCAGGUGGGGAGAGAUACUAUCAAGUUAUCUUAAAACUUUUGGUCCCUUAGGGAUUCUUCCCUUUUUUCCCCUACUUUUUAAGCACGUAAGUCAGAAGCCAGACUAACUGUGAUUUUGUCCAAGUCAUUUUAUCUUUCUGUGCCUAUAUGCCAUCUGUCAAUGGGGAUAGUAAAAGCACCUGUCUAGAGUUGUUAUGAGGAUUACAUGAACAGUACCUGCUACAUAGGAAGUGCUAUCCAGGUGCCUGACCUCGGAAAAUUUAUUUGCUUCUCAGUUUUUAUAUAUAUGCGAGAAGGACUUGAAUGUCUGCCCUGUAGGAUUAAAUGAGAUAAAAAGCAUAAAAUGCCUUCUUGGAGUAAGCGAUCCUUUCUUCACACGGUCCGUUCUGGCCAGCUCACAAACCACUGAGAGGGAAGCCUCCAGGAUCCUAGAGUAGAUGACCAGAUGCCCAGGCGCGCAAUCUGUGGAAGUGAAAGUCAAGCUUUCUAGGCCAACAGCUGUCCUCAGUCGCUUGGUCAGAUAGUCUAAUCGCAGUUUUUCAGGAUUCAAGGCCAGAGGUGUGAACAAGGUGUCAACUCUGAAGGGCUGAAGGGAAGGUUUUUCUAAGGAUGGACCCACACCAGAAGGUCCCUAGCAUAUAUAAUGGGGAUACUUUACAGACUCCUGAGUAUGAAAAAAUCUCUCAGUAUGAGGACCAGUUAGAAAGGCAUGAGGGUAGGCGCAUGGAAGAAAGACGGUAUAAAUGCAUUGAUUGUGGAAAAAAGUUUGCCCAGAGCUCAGGCCUUGUUCGACAUCAGAGAAUCCACACUGGAGAGAAACCCUAUGAGUGUGAUCACUGUGGAAAAGCCUUUAGCGUGCGCUCAACCCUUACUGUGCAUGAAAGAAUCCACACUGGUGAGAAGCCUUAUACUUGUAAUGAGUGUAAGAAAGCCUUCAGUGUAAGGGCACACCUGAUUAUACAUCAGAGAAUCCACAAUGGAGAGAAACCCUAUGAAUGUAAUGAGUGUGGCAAAGCAUUUAGUGUGAGCUCAGACCUUAUCAAACACCAGAGAAUCCAUACUGGUGAGAAACCUUAUGAGUGUGAUGAGUGUGGAAAAGCUUUCAGUGUGAGCUCAGCCCUCAUCAAGCAUCAGAGAAUCCAUACAGGAGAAAAGCCGUAUGAGUGUAAGGAAUGUGGGAAGGCCUUCUAUGUGAACUCAGCACUUAUUAAUCACCAGAGGAUUCACUCUGGAGAAAAGCCCUAUGAGUGUGGAGAGUGUGGAAAAGCGUUCAGCCAGAUCUCAACCCUUAUUCAUCACCAGAGAAUCCAUACUGGAGAGAAACCAUAUGAGUGUGAAGAGUGUGGGAAAGCUUUCCGUGGGAGUUCUAAUCUUACUAAACACCAGAAAAUACAUGCCAAAGAAAAGUGUCAUCAGUGAUUUAUGUGGCAAAUAUAUUCCAAAGGGCUUUUGUUACAUCAGAAGAUACCAUCGAAAGAAGAGUAUGGUUAAACUUAAUCCCUUAAUUGACACUUCAUCCUUGAAAUACUGAAGUGAGAAAUCACUGAAAAGUAACUCCAUCAGCAUUGUUUCUAAGGCUCUAAAAUCACAUCUACUUCUGAGAAUGUAAUUUUGCAACUCAUAAGAAUGGAGGUUUACAGACAGUCAUCUGGGUGGAGGACACCCUUUUGGAAUCAGCACUGAAUGUGAUACCAUAUCCCACUCCAAACCAGCACAACUAUAAAUACUAAGCAAUGGUGAUAUGAAGACUGAGAUCACAAUGUUAGGCAUGAAGCAGGAAUUUUGUGAAGUAACAGAACCACAUAGGGAGGAGUUAGAUGGAUGUAAUGAAACUGUGUCUCAGCGUGCCAAACAUAGAAGAGACAGUGAGCCUAAUGGCAAUUUGGAAUUGCACAAUGAGGAUGCCACGGGUGAAAAAAUAUAUAAAUGUGAUGAGUGUGGGAAAACUUUCACCUGGAUCAGAGGCCUUCAGAUACAUAGGAGGAUCCAUAAUGGAGAGGAACCAUACCCAUGGACAGAAUGUGGAAAGGCCUUCAUCACACGUGCAAAACUUACCCAGCAUCAGGGGCUUCACAGCAAGAAAAAACCCAUAAAUGUAAAGAGUGUAGGAAAAGCUUCAGUGAAAAGACAGGACUCUUCCAACAUCUUAAAAUCCACACUGGAGAAAAGCCCCAUCAAUGUAGUAAAUGUGGCAGAUGUUUUAGUUGGAGAUCAGUUCUUACGAAGCAUCAAAGUCUCCACACUGGAGAUAAACCUUUGGAAUGUAUGAACUGUGGGAAAGCCUUCUGCCAUAGUUCACACCUCACUGAACAUCAGUAAUUCCACAACAAAGAGAAACCUUAUGAAUGUAAUGAAUGUGGGAAAGCCUUCAGGCAGUGUUCACCUCUUAUUAAAUAUCAAUGAAUUCACAGUGAAGAAAAACCCUAUGAAUGUAAAGUAUGUGGAAAAGCCUUCACUCAGUAUGCCGGACUUAACCAACACCAGAGAAUCCACACUGGAGAGAAACCUUUUGAAUGUCCUUAUGUGGACGAGCCUUUAGCUGGAGCUCAGAACUAAUAAUACAUCACAGAAUCCACUCAAGGGAAAAAUCCUAUGAAUGUGCUGAGUAUGGAAAAACCUUUAAUGUGAGCUCAACCCUAAUCAUACAUCAGAGAAGUCACACUGGGGAAAAGUCCUAUAAAUGUGAUGAGUGUCUGAAGCCUUUAGUCAAUGUUCAGGCUUAAUAAACACAAGUUAGGAGGCAAGCAUGGAAACUCUCCUGAGCCUAGAAAAUAUAAAUGUGAUAAGUGUGUAAAGACCUUUACUCGGUCAACUGGCCUGAGGAACCACAAAAGAAUCCACACUGGGGAUAAGACAUACCAAUGUCCUGAGUGUGGAAAGGCCCUCAAAAGGGGAGAGGAUCUUAUAGAACACCAGGGGAUUCACAACAAAGUGAAGCCCUAUCAGUGUCAAGUGUGUGGCAAAGCCCUCAGUCAGAAGACAGGUCUUAGUUACCAUCUCAGAAUCCCCCCAGGAAAGAAACCUUUUGAGUGUUCUGAAUGCAGGUGAGCUUUCUGCUGGAAGUCAGAUCUCAACAAACAUGAAAGAGUCCACUCUGAGGAAAAACCCUAUAAAUGUGAAGAGUGAGGGAAAGCCUAGGGGCAGAGAGCAACCCUGGUUCAACAUCAGAGAAGCCACAUUGUGCCAAGACCUGGGAGUGGGGUGAGUGGCGCAAAGCCUGCAGUGGAAGCUCAGCCCUGAUUAAUCACCAGAGAAUCCACUACAACUGAACACCUUGCCCAUGUGUUUGGUGACAGCUUCAAGUAGUAUCCAGGAUUUUUUCUUACUGAGACAAACUGUUUCUUGAACUUCAUUGUUUAAGAACAUCACGGAUGCCACAUUUAAGACUUUUUAUAAAAAUCAUAAAUACUGUGAAAGUUGAGAAUUUAGGAAAAUAAACAUCAAGGAAUUUACCUGCAAUUACCUUUUUUAAAUGCAAUGAAGUAUCAGUGCAACAAAAAAGUAUACAAGGGCAGUUGUUUAAAAAAUAUAUUUUUCUACUGAAUUCUGUUUAUUUUGUUUUGAAGUCAUUUCAAUUUCUGACUAACUUUAACAUAGCCUAGUGUUGAAAUUACUUGUUUGAGUACCAGUUGAAGACACUGGAAUAUCUAAGAGCUUGGAAUGUGCGAGGUACGUUGUCUCUGUUUCUUUCCUACUUUGGCUACCUGACCAAGCAAGCCACAAUCUAGAAGAUGAGUUAAAGACCCUUCCACAUCUCAACUCCAGAAUCAUCAUUUCUUAGUGAAAAAAGGAUGUGUAAUAUUCUAAGUAGUGUGGAGGACAUAGCAAUUUUGGCCCCUAGUAACUCAAAAUUUAGUGGCGCCAUCAUGGCUAAAGCCCAGGGUAUAUAUUUUCCAUUGUGAACACAGCUCCUUGAGUUCAAAUGGAAAUGGACAAACCUUUCAUUUCAGCAUUUUCACCCUCCUACAAAUUAUAUUUCCUCAACUGAAACCCCUUUCAACUUCAGCACUAACUAUGUCCCUCACUGGUCAAGGAUAUGAGGGACUUCUUUGCCGAAGCUGAUAAUCAUUUUCAAACACUGGAAGAAUUGCAUUUCUUUGUGCUAGUCACAGUGUAACAGCUCUAGACAUGACAUACUUUUAAGUUUACUCUGCAUUGUUAACAUUUUAUCUAACAUUUUCCUUAAUCUGCACAGCCAAGAAAACAAUAAACCGAGCCCUGAUUUGAAGUGUUUGCCAAUAUCCAGCUUUCUGUGGUGUACAGUACUUGCACCAUGGCUGGUUACUAGUCAAAUCACUGAAGUCAUGGAGUUGAGAAGAGAUGUGGGGUAGCACAGGAUUAUAGAUUCUUUCUACUAUAUAGAUAUACAGACAACCUCAAGAGCAGAAGUAAUAGUAAAAUGUAGUAAAUUGGGAUUGAUAUAUUUUGAGUAUAUAUUACCUUUUAAUAAUUAAAUUGUAGCUGAGCAUGGUGGUGCACCCCUGUGGUUCCCAGCUACUUGGGAGGCUGAGGUGGGA